AGGAAGAAAAGUUAGGAGUGUAGAGGAGUGAGGAGUUCAUCUAACCCGCUCUCUCAAGAGUUUAUUAUUCACUACAGUCACAACACUAUGUCCGUGUCGGGCUCCCCCACCAGGCCCAUCACAGCGCUGGCCUGGACGUCCAGCAACUCCACCUGCCCUGCCGAUUUCACCAUGAUCGCUGCCACUGAGGAUGGAGGCGCUGCCAACUUCACCAGAGGGUUCGGCCUGAAGUCAGGGUAUCACCUGUGUUACAGUAAGGACGUAUCGGGUGGGAUGGUGGUCUCGGAUGUUCAGGUGAUCUCUGAGAGAGACGCCAUUCCUCAUGGCUACUGCUACAUCUCUGAGUUCAUGGAGCCCAAGGCUUCAGUGUGGAAGAAGAAGCGAGUGUGUGUGAGUCUCGUCCCUAUAGCCAGCGUAACCGCGGCCGUGCUGGACAUCAGAGUGACCACCAAGAGCAAGAACAUGCUGCAGCACUACACCUGUCUCGGGGACAUGCUGGGUUACGUUCUGUGGUGCAGGAAAGGCCCGUUCUCUUCCCCCACCCCGACAGCCAAACCUCGCAGCAUCAGCAUCGACAUGCGCUCACUGUCCCUGGAGGCGUCACAGCCGCUUCCCCUCAGACAGAGCAACCAGCCUGCUCCUUCAGCCCCGCCCAAGAUGAGCCGUCGCCGUAGCAACCUGGAUCAGAAGGAUUCCGCGGACAGCAUCUACGGCAUUACAGCGAUGGACGGAGUUCCCUUUGCGCUCCAUCCCAGAUUUGAGAGCCAGUCUAACGAGAAGGUCUGGACGUCUACGCUGGAUAACAUCCGGAUCAAAUCAUUUCAGGACAUCGAGAACGAGUACAACUACACGUUUCUAACUGAGGAACAAGCCGCCAGGAGAACCUGCCCAUAGGUGACGCCACGCUCCCAACGUCCGUCCACAAUCGGCGCCCGACUUUAAAUUCAAUGCAUGGUUUGGUUCCUCAAGUUAGGUAAAGCUAGAACGCUAAAUUAAGACUAAACCACAUGUGCCACCGUUACAGCUUCAAAUAAUCUUAAAUUCGGGACACUGCAAGUUCCCUUUUCUGCCUUUUAAAUGGAGCAGAUUUCAUUUCUGCCCCCAAAGCUGCCUAAAUACACCUUCAAGUCCACAACAGAGCAGAACAGCGCCCAUGUUUGUUCUGUGGCUCUGGUUCCUAAAUCAAAUCUCUCAUCCAUUUACUUCGGACCCCACAAUAAUCAAUCAAGAGUUCCAGAAAUCACUGCAAUCCCAAUACAGGUGAACGUAUUGUAUGAUCCAGAGAAAACACCAAAAAUGUCCAUAAACAUUCCGUUAUCAGACCUCAGACCAAGACUAUCGGACCUAAGAGAAAGUGUGAGCGCAAUCAUGAUACGUUCCAGAUAAUCAAACCAAAGAAUCUUUGCUUUGCAACAUGAUCAGUUUGUUUACAGCCUAGUUGACCAAAGUUUUUUUUAACGUAGUGCCUUAAUGAUGCUACACAGGACCAUUAAAUAUAGCAAAACACUAGAGUAUAUAUAUAUAUUUACAUAUGUCUAGAGAUAGUGUGGGGGGGUAUUCUGCUUUGCGCCUGGUGUUUCCUGGAGGAACCGGGCUGGGCGAUGCAAUGUUGACGUCUUUACUGGUGUGACAUGAAGAAAUUGGUUUUGUCACAUCUUUAAUGUUAGAACAUCUGAAUAACUGACGUGAAGAAAACUGAACAUUAUAAUAAAUAUAAUGACUAAAUAAAUAGUGCCAAUCGUGUUAAUGAAGUAUAAAUGAUUAAUUCCUCUAGUUUGGUGUACUGUACACUGUCUGAAUGUUUAGUGGUAACUUUUAUUUGGCAUUUCAGAUGUUAAUUUUGAAGCUUUACUUUUAUUUUUGUAUAAAUUAGCUUUAAUUUCAUUUUUAAUCAUCUGAAUUUGUGUGGAUGUAAUGUUUGAUGAAGGAUUUCUGUCUGAAUUGAAUGUACCCCGGGAUGUUUCAUUACUAAGGAGAGGUGAACUUGACUUUAUUAAUGUACAUGUUUAAUAAUAACCUGUAAUAAAAGUUAUACUAAUUUAAA
Messenger RNA from Trichomycterus rosablanca, 2044 nucleotides. It is a transcript of the gene mvb12a, whose product is annotated as multivesicular body subunit 12A. NCBI's taxonomy places the organism in Eukaryota, Metazoa, Chordata, Actinopteri, Siluriformes, Trichomycteridae. Gene Ontology annotation, biological process: viral budding; receptor catabolic process; endosome to lysosome transport via multivesicular body sorting pathway. The record is from RefSeq and is a predicted model, not a curated record. The transcript is spliced from 10 exons. Bases 88 to 894 code for a protein of 268 amino acids. Gene Ontology annotation, cellular component: cytosol; ESCRT I complex.